GAGUGAUUGACGCCCUAAUGAGGUGUUUGACAGCACCUGGGCACAGACUCGGUAACGCCGAUACAGGUGAAAAUGAACUCGGAAAGUACAAUUUCGGUGUCUAAAGCGGGAUUUGUGCAAGCUAUCUGAAAAAGCUUCAACCAAAUCUGGGCACCCAUGGGUUCAUCUCAGCAGACUGCCCAAGCUGACCAUCAGAUGGAGCAGGAUGUGAACCGCAGGGAAGAGCAUGGGAGUGUGUGCAGCUGCAGUGGCGCUGGGAUGCAAGCGUGUGAGUCUCCAUCCCGUUUCUACGAGGGACUCCUCAGUGCCAGCCGGACAUCCACCACCCCGGUCCCUCUGGCCGCUGCCCUCGCUCUGUGCCCUGGGUUGGAAGGCGAUGUGGUCAAACAGGGAUACCUGGGGAAGCUGGAGCGGAACCAGAGGAGAUACUUUGUCCUAAGAACAGGAAGUCACACCGGGCCCAGCCGACUGGAGUGGUUCAAGACUCAGGAGAAGUUCAAAACAGUGGAGAAAAUGGAUGGCAAAACCUCACUGUUUGGGUCAAGGAAGCAAAGCGAUCAGGUGAUUUACUUGCGGUGCUGCCUCGGCGUGAGAAGGAUUGCCAAUUCCAGGAAAGGCCACAUAGUGGCACUCUAUGCCAAGGACCGCACUAUGGUUCUGGUAGCAGAGGACCAAGAGGAACAAGAAGAAUGGUAUGUGGCCAUCAAGAAAAUAAUUGAGGAAGAGAGGAAAUAUGAAGAAGGGCUUGAUGAAGAGGAUGAUGGAUAUUGCACCCUGUCUCCAGUCGCUGUCUUCAAAGAGGUUUGGCCCGUCACUGUGAAGCCUAGAGGUCUGGGACGUACAAAGUCCCUGGCAGGGGAAACCCGACUCUGCCUCUCGGCGACCUCACUCGUCUUGGUGAGAGUGGGUGCAGAUGAUGAACUACCAUCGGUUACAGUGCCUUUGCUUAGCGUGCGACGCUUUGGUCACUCAGAAAGCUUGUUCUACCUGGAGCUUGGUCGGUCAGCACCAACCGGGCCUGGAGAGAUCUGGAUGGAUGCAGGGGACCAUGGUGACACAACUUUGGCUCAGCACAUGCAUGACACAUUGCGGGAGAUGAUGAGGGCGCUGCGAGCCCUGCCAGACUUUAGACAGUCACCAGCCUCUAACUACAACCAUCAGAACCAGACUCGAGCUCUGCUGGCCUCAAAACGUGGCAGACCCAAGUACAAAGACAAAGUGGGGCCUGUGCGACCGCUUGCUUCACCCCUGUCCUCACCUUCAAGGAACCCUGGUCAGCAUGAGAUCCCAGCGAGUGUGACACAGCUUUACCUUGAGCCACGCGCACCAGAGAAAAUAGAGCCUGCACCUGCUCUCAGAUUCAACUCAAAUCCCACAUCCUUCAGGUCUCGGCAGAGCUCCAUGUCUGACACUGGCAGCUACAUGGAAAUGAUGGUCCACAGUCAUCUUCCAGCGGACAAAGUGAUGGAAGACCAACAUGGCAGCAUGUCUGCGGUGACAGAAGAACACUGUAGUGUCCCAGCUGGUAGGAUGGAGACCUGGGAGGCAGGUGAGGCACAAGGCUCACCUGGGUACAUGAUGAUGUCACCACAAAAAGGCCACUACUGCUCUGAUUUGCCUCACAGCGACUAUGUGACCAUGGCGAGCCCACCUAUACACACCUGGCCUGCUCGCUCUUCCUACUCCUCCUCCCUCCAGAUGUCAUUCAACAGUUCCACGUCUUACAACUCAUUGCCUCUCCACCAAUCAAACCAGACCGCUGAGUCCAGUCAGAUUGAUUGGUUGGCUUCUGGAGUCCAGCCAUCAGAAUCGGAAACCAACCAAUUAGAGAUGCUGAGCUGCUCUCCUCUGGCUAAGAGUAAUGCAGGGCUGGAAGAGGAAGCAGCCAAUUGCAGACACCUCCAAGAGCAGGUCAUGCCCGCUUCCUAUAUGCUGAAGAUUGUCCUCGCAUCUGGCUUGCCCACUCCAAACCCUAUAAUUGGACCGGGCAGUUCUCAGCCUGUCCAGACAUAUCCAGUCCACCUGAGUACAGACCGAUAUAAUCCAGCACACGCUGUUCCAGACCAGUCUGCUGCUCAGAGAUACUGGCUGUCAUCAUGUUUGCCUUGCUGCCUACAAGCUGAGGACUAAGUCUGACAGCUGAAUAUCUGUUAAUGUUACAUAUCAACCUGAUGAUGCAAUUGUAUGCCAUUUUGUUGACAUGUCUGUCUGAGUGUUACUGUUGUACUGCAUUUGAAAUGGCCAUAUGUGAGAAUGCCAAUGUCCACAAAGAUUAAAAAUGAAUAAAACAAUGUAUGAAUAAAUGAAUUUAAAAAAUCUUUCAUGGAGCA
Molecule: messenger RNA, 2330 nt
Organism: Myripristis murdjan (pinecone soldierfish)
Lineage: Eukaryota; Metazoa; Chordata; Actinopteri; Holocentriformes; Holocentridae
Product: insulin receptor substrate 1-like
Exons: 6
Coding region: 157-2130 (657 amino acids)
Biological process (GO): insulin receptor signaling pathway
Cellular component (GO): cytosol; plasma membrane
Molecular function (GO): insulin receptor binding; phosphatidylinositol 3-kinase binding
Source: RefSeq, a predicted model, not a curated record